CCCGUAGCAUCAUCAUCUAGGACCACAGCUUCACCAAUCUGGAAGUUCUAGGAUAUGCCUGCUGUGGAAUCAAGAUGGAGAGAUUGAAGUAAACGGAUUUAUUCGUUCUCGUUGACGAACUGUAGAACAGGAGAGAGCGUCACAUAAGAGAACCAAAAUGGAGUCGUGUGCGGAAAGUCUAGUUCAGGAGUUCAGACCUGAGAGUCUCGGCCUGAAUCAUGACAACCCCUCGGACUUCGUUAAACCCCAGUGGCCAAUAAACCAGAAGAUAUACGUGGCAUACCGACUAAUUAUAGCCGCAGGAAUGGUGGGCUGGAUUAUUUCUGACGUCAUGUACGAGACAGAAGUGUUCUAUAGUGACAGGAGAUGGCUUUACCUUAUCUACGCCACCAACUGGAGUUUCAUCCUCCUUGGGCUGACAGCUAUUGUCCAGGCGAUUUGCGUGACCUUCUACUCUUGUCGGACUGACUGGACACUUGACACUGCCUCCAACAAUUCUACAAAUUCCGGCGUCCAAGAUCGUCAGACAUUUGAGAGGAUGCCUCGAUCGUUGAAGUUCCAGUGGGGACUACAGAACCUAAGUUACAACUCUGCUGUGGUGGUGACCAUUUCCUAUUGGGGGUUCCUGACCUUCCUUGAUACAUCUAAGAUCCUGACGUCCGACAUGAGCCGCCUCAAACACACACUGAACACCACCUAUGUUGUCCUAGACCUCCUAAUAAGCGCCUCUCCAAUACGCCUACUCCAUAUGCUGUUCGCCAUCAUGCUCGGCUCCAUCUACUCGUUAUUCAACGCCAUUUACUUCCUGAAUGACGGCACCAUUUUGCAGGGACGCCAUUACGCCUAUAACGUAUUGAACUGGGAGAAUCCUGCUGAGGCCAUCGUAACAUGUGUGUUAUGCAUUGUCCAGGCAAUUCUUAGCCAAUUUAUUCUCUAUGAAAUUUACAAGCUCAGAUCAUGGAUAUUCAGUAAAACAUACUUCGACAUGGCGGCGAGUCGAGACGGUUCGGAAAUGCAGAGUAUCAUGGCCGACAGUCCAAAAUAUAUGACCCUAGAUGAGAAGAGAGAUGCAGAAGAGCACGUGACACAAUGAUGUCACAGUCAUUCGCUGAUGUCAUAAUCAAUAGAUAUCCAUCUUGGUAUAUACAUACUCAUACAUAUAUAUAUAUUGAAUGGAUUCGUUUCUAAGUCCUGAAGAGUCGUCUUUAUUUGGUCUUUAUAGUUAAAGCGAAUAAAGAAACUUGAUGCAUUUGAGGAAGAAACAUAUGUGAAUUAUUCCUACUGUAAUGUGUAAGACAGCGUUUUCACUAUCCUAAGUCUAUACUUUAGAUGAAAAAGCGGCUAAAUUAUAAAGGAAGCAUUAUUUUCAUAGCGGUGCUAAAAAAUUGUUAUCUUGCAUAAAAUCGGUUAUUUUUCUAAUUCUACAACAUCAGUUACAAAAUAGAAAAGAAUACUCUCUUUUAUUUAAGUUGAUUUUUAACCACACAGCAUUGCAGCAAAACCUACAAAAUUAUUGAAAUGUGUGAAAUUAAAAUAAAUUUUGUGUGAUAUUUCUUAACAUUGAAAGCAUUAUUCAUCGAAAGUUUCAUCUAUAUCUUCCUGUAACUAUUUGUUAAUCUCACGUUCCAAAAAUAAACCACGGUUUUUAUCCAUAAUCAAGAACCAUAAAUCUGAUAAAUGUUGUGCCAUUCUCCAAAUCAUUCAUUAAAGUUUCCUUUAAUGUCUCAAACAAGUAUUCCUUCCCGUUGCAUGUGACAGUAUAAUAGUAUUUUUGAUGACUUUGUGUUAAUUUAGUAUAACUACAGCUCUUAAUUCAAUUUAGAUAAACCUGAGAUGCGCGCACACCAAAACAUACCAUAUCGAUCAAAUCCUUUAGUGGUUUCGUUUAAGACAGAUUUGUUUCAAAUCGCAAAAUUGCUAGAUUAACACUGCCUCCUUGAAUACAGAUCAGCGAUUAAAAAAGGUGUGUAAAUUGUACACAGAAAAGAUUAUAACAACUCUUCACAUUUGGUCUUAUACAUAAUGUUUCUAAGACCUUUUGUUUUCAGAUUUGUAUUUUUUUUAUUAUUAUUUAUUGUGAGAUAUGAAUCAGGUUAAAUCAGCUUUCUGUGGUUAAAGUUAUGAAUAUUUACGUCGGUUUAUGUAAAGAGAAGAAAAAUCUGGCUUAGCUGCAUGAUAUACAUAUUGUCAUAAGCAGUUCAUAAUUUGUUCAUAUACAAGUUAUAGUCGGCUGCAAAUGUAUUGUCACUACUAAUCGGAAACACGUACAUGUGCGUCAUUUCCUUCAUCAAAUAGCAAGCUUCUAUAAAGUUUUAAGGAACUUCGAGAAGACUAUAGAAAAUACAUUGCUUCAACAUUAAUGGAACAUUACAGAACACUAUUUCAAUUAUGUAACAGUUUUUAAAGAGCAUGGCUUUUCUGCUUUGAUUGAUGAAUCUGAUUGCCAUUUGAAAGUUCGAACCUUAAACGCUGGAUAACAGAUUGAAAUCCUGUUUAGAAGUGCUAAGAUGGAGAGAAAAUGGACAAGUUAUCGUUCUGGAUAUAUGAUGAUUGAUCAUCCAGCUAUAUUGUGGAAAGGCGUAUUGGCAUUAUCCAAUAAGGAACGUUCCAGCCACAACAUGGGAGAUAACUCGCGUUCCAAAAGUGAUUGGCAAUUUGGAGCCUUAGUUUCAUGUGCAGUUCCUGGUUCAUUAUAUCUAGAAUAGGAUAAUAAUCCUCGUCUAUUUCUGUUUUGAAAGUUUCUAUAUGCCGGGAGUUUACCCUCGUUAAUUCAUUGUUUAUGCAUGCUAUGAAAGUUAUAUAUUAUGAUAAACAAACAUAUAAUGUUUGACAAUCAUUGAAUUCCUAGAGAUGUAUAUUUUCAGAAAUAUUCAAAUCAUAUGACAUUUCUGUGGUGUUUUAU
Messenger RNA from Ylistrum balloti, 2902 nucleotides. Its product is annotated as protein rolling stone-like. NCBI's taxonomy places the organism in Eukaryota, Metazoa, Mollusca, Bivalvia, Pectinida, Pectinidae. Bases 158 to 1093 code for a protein of 311 amino acids. The transcript has 5 exons. The record is from RefSeq and is a predicted model, not a curated record. Gene Ontology annotation, cellular component: membrane.